Molecule: messenger RNA, 1116 nt
Organism: Toxorhynchites rutilus septentrionalis
Lineage: Eukaryota; Metazoa; Arthropoda; Insecta; Diptera; Culicidae
Product: cathepsin B-like
Exons: 1
Coding region: 44-1048 (334 amino acids)
Cellular component (GO): lysosome
Molecular function (GO): cysteine-type endopeptidase activity
Source: RefSeq, a predicted model, not a curated record
UUCGUUUCAUUCAUCACAUCGCGAGGACAACACAGUGAUCGAAAUGUUCCGUGCGCUGCUUUUCCUGACAGUAUGUCAGGCAAUCGUAACGACUGGUUUCCAAACGGAGAUUGGUCCCUCCUACCGUUCUUCUGGCGCGAUUGCCAAUACAAUCCGCAACCUGACCAAAAGCUGGACGGCCGGAGCAAAUCCACUACCCAUCUCGUACUACCGUGGCGGAGUGCGGCUAGAGUAUCAGGACAAAUUUCGUCUCCCGAUGGGGAUCCCGGUGGUUCCCGAGGUAGUGACCGAACUGCCGGAAUCGUUUGACGCACGAGACCAGUGGCCGGAGUGUUCGAGUAUUGGGGAGAUCCGUCAGCAGGGCUGCUGCGGAUCAUGCUGGGCGGUGGCGGCCACAUCGGUUAUGACCGAUCGUUGGUGUAUUCACUCACCGGAGCGAUCGCAGUUUACGUUUGGAGCGUACGAUUUGCUGUCCUGCUGUCGACAGUGUGGCGAAGGAUGCCAGGGUGGAAACACAGGUCCGGCGUGGGCUUAUUGGGUCGAAUGGGGACUGUCUAGUGGUGGUCCGUACAAUUCCCGUAGUGGAUGCCAUCCGUAUCCGAUUGAUGUGUGUCAUUCGUCGACUGAAGAGAACGUUGCUCCGUUGUGUUCCCUCAAGUGUCACAUGAGUUAUAACGUGACAGAUACUUCCCGGGAUAGGCGGUACGGAAAAGUUGCUUACUCAGUGGCAGCCGAUGAGGAGAGGAUCAAGGAGGAGAUUUAUUUGAAUGGUCCAGUGCAAGCUGUUUUCCGGGUUUAUGUGGAUUUCAAGGCAUACAAAAGUGGUGUCUAUAGACACGUGUGGGGACCGAAGUCAUCCAAUCACGCGGUGAAAAUGCUUGGUUGGGGCGUCGAAAAUGGUGUCAAAUAUUGGUUGUGUGCCAAUUCCUGGGGCGAAUCGUGGGGAGAUGCUGGAUUCUUCAAGAUAGUGAGAGGCGAGAAUCAUUUGGGCAUCGAAAGUGAUGUUCACGCCGGUUUACCGAAUUUCAAGAAACACGAGGAAGCAUAAAUGGUGGAUAAAAACAAUAGCUCAAUCAAAUAAAGCCUCCUUAUGAAAUCAAGCACGAUUUAAUUAAA